Messenger RNA from Gongylonema pulchrum, 327 nucleotides. NCBI's taxonomy places the organism in Eukaryota, Metazoa, Nematoda, Chromadorea, Rhabditida, Gongylonematidae. The record is from the annotation of a GenBank genome assembly.
AUGGGGACAACAGAUGGCGAGCAUUACCGGAGCGAGGACGUGGAUUCUUGUGAGCGGGUGCAAGUUUCCACACAUCCGCGACUUGUUAGUGCAAACGAAAUAACAGUACAGCAGCCAACUGUACUUGAGCAUGCACGGCCGAUUUUAACGCCAACUGAGCGGUUACGUCGCAAUGAUGAAAAAGGUGACCUCGCUGAACUGGAGAAAUUAGCCGAACAGUUAACCGGUAUGGCGGUUGCCGAGCUAAAACAACGUGACGGGCAAGAGUUGGCGAUGAGUGCAAUUGUACAUGGCAAUCGUUUGCUAGAUGCAAUAAAUCAAGGUUAA